Messenger RNA from Phoenix dactylifera (date palm), 1793 nucleotides. RefSeq names its product transcription factor bHLH128. The record is from RefSeq and is a predicted model, not a curated record. Gene Ontology annotation, biological process: regulation of transcription by RNA polymerase II. Gene Ontology annotation, cellular component: nucleus. NCBI's taxonomy places the organism in Eukaryota, Viridiplantae, Streptophyta, Magnoliopsida, Arecales, Arecaceae. Gene Ontology annotation, molecular function: RNA polymerase II cis-regulatory region sequence-specific DNA binding; protein dimerization activity; DNA-binding transcription factor activity, RNA polymerase II-specific.
CGCCAAUAUUACCCUCUCUCUCUCUCUCUCUCUCUCUCUCUCUCUCUCUCUCUCUCUCUCUCUCUCUUUCUCUCUCUAGAGUGGCCGACAUCAUGAACAAAUCGCCGCCGAAGGGGAGAAAUGGGAUGGCGAUGUUCGCGACGGCGCACCGGCCGCCGGGGCUGGCGAGGAACGGGUCCGCGCCGGGGUGGCUCACCGGUGGGGGGGAGUUUCCCAUGGGGAGGUUCUUCUCCGGCGAGUCGCCGUGCCUGACGUCGGAGUCGACCUGCAAGGCCGGCGCCGCCACCUCAUCGGCGAAUCCCGACGCCUACCGGAACAAAGACGGGCGCGGCGUGGGGUCCGGGCUGCAGCGGUCCGACGGCGUGGGAGAGAUCUCGGUCGGCGACCUGCCGCCGCCGACGGCUGCGGCGGAGGAGAAUUCGAGGGGCGGCGGGAAUCCGUUAACUCGGCACAGCAGCUCCCCCGCCGGAUUCUUAUCUCAUCUGAUGGUCGAUGACGGUUUAUCAGUCACAAGGGACACUGGGAGCUAUUCUCAACCAGGAGCAGAUGGUGUUUAUGCCAUGCCAAGCAGAAGAUUUAGCUCCCAAUUGAGCUUCUCUAGACAGGGAACUUUGUCUCAAAUAUCCGAGAUCAGCAUCCCAGACACUGGAGAGAGUGUAAGUGGCAGCAACAACUCCAAUGAGACAUCUAGGAAUGUUGGGCAGUCAUACAUUUCGAGCAAUCUUUCUAUUGGCUCAUGGGAUGAUAUCAAUUCUAUCAUGUUCUCUGCACCUCCAAGCAAACAGGCCAAAAAUCACAAUGGGGACAUAAUAACCAGACUUAGCAGCAUUGAGUCUCAGUUUAGUCUGCCAACAUCGUCAUCAGAGUUCCUCCAGAUCCAACAAGACCAGGCUCCAUUCAAAACCCGAGCUAAGCGUGGAUGUGCCACACACCCACGGAGCGUUGCUGAAAGGGAGAGGAGAACAAGAAUUAGUGAGAAGUUGAAAAAGCUGCAGGAUUUUGUGCCUAACAUGGACAAGCAAACAAACACAGCAGACAUGUUAGACUUGGCAGUUCAGCACAUCAAGUCACUGCAGAGCCAAGUUCAGAUUCUUACCCAAGAACGUGAAAGCUGCAUAUGUGCAAGCAAGCAAGAGAAGAAUUGAAACACCAAACAUGUUUAUGUAUAUCAAGUAUUUUUUGGUUGUUGUCUCUUGUCAGAUGAAAAGGAGGAGAUGCUUGAGAAGUUCUCAUAUGUGUAUUAGCAUUCCCUUGAUCUUUGGCAGUCCAAUAGGCAAUAAUGAAGAGCAGUUUUGUACUUCCAAAAAGCUCUUGCUUCAUUGUGUUGGAGGGUGAUUUGGCCGCAGUGAUCGGCUGGAUCCAAAAGCAUUCUGCAGCUGGAAAUAGACCCUCCUGAUUCUGGACAUUUGGCAGUGUGUGAGGGAGUGCUUUGCCUUCAGGGUGAGUCAUGUUUACCGCGAGGCGAACAGAGUAGUAGACUAGGUUACGUCUUUUGUUACUGAUUAUUCCAAUGAGAUACUGUGGACGGGUGGUAUGGUCGUGCCACCCCCUCUUUGGGAUAUUUUACUUUUGACUCUUGGGGAUGUACUCAUACUAGAUUUGUGUGACUCAUAUGGAUUGUUAAAGAGAUUUUGGAAGGAAAAAAAAAUAGUCUUCACUGCACAGAGAAGUUCAGGUUCCCGGGGGUUUCUCCAGGAUCUAAUAUUUCAUAUUCUAUUGAAGGUUUUAUACUUCUCAGGAUUGUGCUUGGUCAUAUGGAGUUAAAUAGGCUAAAGUUUUUUUUAUUCUUUUAA